AUGCCGCCCAAACGUGCUACGCGCCGGGCUGGCGCGACUCCCCAACGACCACAUCAACAACCCGAAUUUGAGUCCAUACUGGACCUUGUGCAAGGGCCUGAUUUGCCUAGCGUUCCAGUCCAGGCAUCGUUUAACUAUGGCGCUGCUACUACCACAGCAUUACCUCAGCGAAUGUCGAUACGGCCCAAUAUUGGAAUCGAUCAGAUGGCUGGAGUAGUCGAUGCCCGUCUUGAGGUUGCUCGGAAGCGGACAGCCGCUACAAAAAAGAAGCAAGGCUCCCAAGCACGUCAGUCAAAGCGUGAGCCAACCCCUGACGAAGUUCAGCUUCAGCAGUCCCUGCACAUUGCGGCAGAUGAACGCUCCGAUAAAACUCCUUCGCCUCCUGUUCCACAUUCGGUCUCCACAGACUCUAGCCCGGACGCUCGACCCCCAUUGCAACGUCCGUUAUCGAACUCACCACUAUAUCCCUCGCCGCUUCAACGGGCGGGAUCUCACAUUCAUAGUCCGCUGGGUAGCAGCUCGCCAUUCCGCCACAGCUCCGUUGACAAUGCAUCUGAGGCGUCUUGGAAUCUGGAACGUGAUAUCAACGAAGAUGACUUGCAAAGAACGCGACCAAGCAAACAUGGACGCAACAUCACAGCGCCCCCUCGACGAAUUUCUGGCUUGGCUAAUGUCCCCGAGGAGGUAGAAGAAGAGGAAGAAGAUGUCAAGUUUGAAUCGGCAAUAUACCAUGAUUUAGAGCCGGAUGUCCCCAAGGAAAGUUUCUUGCGUCGAUGGCUAGGAGCAGUGCGGCCCCAAGGUCAGGAGACCCAAAGUCAUAAUGAACCCCCCAGCGAGGUACGCCGAAAAAGCUGGAUGCAGGCAUUCGAAGCGGUGAUGAAGGGCCCCUAUCAUAAUUGGAUUCGGUGCGCCUUCUGUUUCCUUUUGUUCCUGAGCUUUAUUUUCAUGCCCCUGAUUGCCGUGAAACUUCGCGCAUAUCUAGACCACGGUGCUUUUGAUUGGGAUUCGUCUUCCAACAUAAGCAUCGCUCAACCGGAAGUUUUCCACAGCCUUCGGAGCCAGAUCUCAAAACUGGACAUUCAGAUGUCAUCCUUGUCAAAUGAGAUCAGUUCUGUUCGAUCAGAACAGCCAUUUUCCAAUAUUCAUGAUUCGACGCCCACAGAUGCAAGCCUUCAUCGGAAACCGGUCUACAAAGUCAAUUUCCUUUCGGUGGCGUUGGGGGCAAUUAUUGACCCAGCGAAAACCUCGCCGACUUUAGGUCCCAAACACGGCGCUACUUUCCGAGCACUCCUCUGGGCAAGUUCGUUUGCAACCAGGCGCUCCAUUCGAGCACCGCAAUCUCCCAUUUCUGCCCUCAGCACGUGGGAAGAGGUCGGAGACUGUUGGUGCAGUGCUCCUCGCAAUGGAACGACCCAGCUAUCUGUACUUCUAGGCCGGGACAUUGUGGCAGAAGAGUUGGUAGUCGAGCACAUUCCCGUGGGCGCCUCUCUGGAACCAGAGGCAGCACCUCGAACAAUCGAGCUGUGGGCUCGCUUCAAAGUGAACCCCCACAAAGCACCAGUCAAAGCCAGACCAACACCUGAGGCUAGACCUAGCCGUGGUUUCCUGAAACUCUUCGGUGAUGCCACGGUGUCACAAGCGCCACCGUCAACCCAGGCACCUUCCUCCCGCGAAACAGGACUUGGAGGAUUCCUUAUUCCUGGAAUCGGCUCACUUCAUGGGUUGGUGAUGGAUCUAUUGCGUCGAAGCAACCCCUUCGAGCCUCCAAGCGCUUACUCAGACGACCCAGUUCUCGGCCCCAACUUCUACCGCAUCGGGAAGGUCGAAUAUGACCUCCACAGCCCAGACUACGUGCAGACAUUCAAGCUCAACACCAUAGUCGACGUCUCAACAAUCCGUGUCGACAAGGUUGUUUUCCGAGUUACUUCAAAUUGGGGUGCCAAGCACACCUGCAUCUACCGAUUCAAGUUACACGGGCAUCUCUAG
Molecule: messenger RNA, 1986 nt
Organism: Penicillium digitatum Pd1
Lineage: Eukaryota; Fungi; Ascomycota; Eurotiomycetes; Eurotiales; Aspergillaceae
Cellular component (GO): nuclear envelope; meiotic nuclear membrane microtubule tethering complex
Molecular function (GO): protein-membrane adaptor activity
Source: RefSeq, a predicted model, not a curated record